This is a messenger RNA of Lodderomyces parapsilosis, 399 nucleotides long. RefSeq lists its product as uncharacterized. Lineage: Eukaryota; Fungi; Ascomycota; Pichiomycetes; Serinales; Debaryomycetaceae. The transcript has a single exon. Bases 1 to 399 code for a protein of 132 amino acids. The record is from RefSeq and is a predicted model, not a curated record.
AUGUUUAGAGCAGGCAUCAGAAUUAGACCACAUUCUCAUGUAGUGAGCAACGUUAAUAGGAGGGCAUUUACCUACACCACUCCAAAGUUCUUUUUCGACAAAGCUCCCUCACCUGAGCAACAAGAGCAAGCAUUCAACAAAGUGAAGAAAAUAAUGUCAGAAAACCCUGAGUUGAUGCAAUUGACGGUUGAGUUCAAAGAGUUAUUAAGUAAAAAGGGUCUCUUAUCCACGGGGAAACCAUCCAUUUCACAAAUGAUGAAAUUAUUGGCUGAUAAGGAAGUAAGGGAGCAUGGUGCCAAGUUGAAAAAUUUCCUAGACUCGAAAGAAACUGGAUUGACCCAAGAGGAGUUGGCAACUUUAACUGGUGCUUACAUGUUCCAAAAUAAAGAUCUCAAAUGA